Messenger RNA from Rhincodon typus (whale shark), 4362 nucleotides. Its product is annotated as gastrula zinc finger protein XlCGF49.1-like. The coding region runs from base 2127 to 2834 and encodes 235 amino acids. Lineage: Eukaryota; Metazoa; Chordata; Chondrichthyes; Orectolobiformes; Rhincodontidae. The transcript is spliced from 3 exons. The record is from RefSeq and is a predicted model, not a curated record.
UCUAUUUAUAAACUCAUGGAUCCUAUAAACCUUCUUAACAACUGUUUCAAUUUGCCUGGUCAUUUUCAGGGAAUCAUGUACAUGAGUCCCAAGGUCCCUCUGCUCCUGAACUCCCCUCAAAGUUGCACCAUUGAGCCUGUAUUGACUCUCCAUGCUUCUUCUCCCAAAAUGCAUUACCUCACGUUUCUCUGCAUUGAUGUUCAUCUGCCAGGUGUUGUCUCUAGAGUUUCAAAGUUAAGAUGUGAUCUGAUUGAAACUCAUAAAGUUCUUACUGGGCGUGACGUAGUAGAAAGAGUAUCCAGUGAUUGAUGGAGUACAGUUUAUCCAGAUUGUAUCCCAUAAUAUCCACGUCAGUGAUCAGUGCUGCAUAUCCAGUGAGUGAACAAAGAGAGUUUAUACAGUUUGAAGAUUUUUGCAGAAGGAUAUAAGUAGCCCAAAUUAAUUUUGUAAAGAUGAAGUAUGUAUUAACAAGAAGAAAGUGCAAAACAAGAUAAGAGUCCUCAUUCUGUCACUUUGCUGUUUGCCUCAGAAACCUGGAUGAUAAAUAAAGGAAGAUAAUAGAUACCUAUGAAAUGUGAAUCCUAAGCCACAAAAAUUCCAUUGAAAUAUCUUAAGACCUAAGUGAAGAAUCAUUUGAAAUUACAAGAAGAGAACGAACUCCAAGAAGUGACAUUCUGCAAACUGAGUGUUUAUAUUCCCAUGUGUCGACGAAUGUACAGGGCAAGAAUUUUAGAGAGUAAAGUAGCAGAAUUUAUACAGAUUGUAUCCUGCAAAAUUCGCAUUAAUGUUCAGUACUGUAUAUAUAAAGUGAAGGAAUAUUCUGAUGAUGUGAUGUUAGUGGAUAGUGUACUCAUGGUAGAGGAUGAAGGAUUAAGUCAAAGGGGAUUAGCUGUUGUGGUCAGGUGGCCAGCAGCAGAAAUGGCUACAAGACUAUUUAAGAAGUACAAUCAAGCAUGCUGGAAAUUUUGGUCAAACUAAUUAAAGCAGCAGCCAGGACCUGUUAUGGCCUGUAGCUUCCUGUGUUGACCAAGUAAGGCAAAUGUCAUGGUGCUCUCGAGACAGACUGGCACCAUGCUACCUGAUACGGAGUGUGGAAUGUCACUGUUUACAGCUUGAUGUAAACAUUUGGGAGUAAACUCCAUUGGCUAGGAUUAAACAAUGUGAUCAGGCUUUGAACAAUUCAUUAGCUGAGUGCCAGACAACAUUCUGGAAGCUACAAUUUGCAGAGAAGUAACAGAACAAAGGAAUUCUCACAGAGGAGCAGAAGGUUUUUGGAAAAGCAAUGUCCUGAAGUACUCUUCAAAGAACAAAGAACCAUGAGGCAAGAACAACACUGGCCACCUCACUCGAACUGGGGUAGUAUUUGAUUCAAGCCAAACUUUUAAAGUGAGAAGUUGCUGUCAAGUGUGAGGAGGACUCCAUAGGCUCAUAAAAUCUCUGAACAAGCAAGGUGCCUCUAUUAUACAACUAUUAACACAUGGAAAGAAACCCUUCAAGUGAGAGGUGUGUAAACAAGCAUUCACACAGUCAUCAACUCUUGUGAAACACUGCUGUAUUCACUCUGGGGAGAGGUUGUUCAGAUGUGAGGUGUGUAACAAGAGCUUUGCAGAAUCAUUCACCCUGCUGAUACACUGAAGGAUUACACUGUACUACACCGGAGAAUGCAGAAUCAAUAGACACUGCAGAUAGAUCCUGACUAUUAUCGAAGGAACAACUGCAUGACUUUGGGAAGACAUCUGGUCCCUUCACAGCAUUGCUCAACACAGAGAAGGUUGGUCAGUGAAACCAUCAUCUGGAAAUCGGGUCGGGUCAGCGGAACUUUGACAUACCAUCAGAUCUGAAACUGGUCAGUGGUGUGGAGCCUUCCAUCAGAACCAACCUUUCUGAAGGUUCGGCUGUGGGUGAUCGGUCAGGGUCAGGCUGGGAAGAAGUGUGAGUGGCUCCAAGUGUGGUGAGAGCUUCAGUCAUUCAUCAAGCCUCAUGAACCACUGACUCAUUCUGACAAGUGAAAGGCUGUUCAAAUGUAAGGCUGGCUCUGCAGGUUGAUAACGUCUCCAAACACAUUGCAACUGUUAGCACUAGAGCUGAUCUAUGGGAGAGCAAGCAUUUAAUUGCUAGCUAAUUUAAUGUUUCUGAAGAAGGGUCCAGACCCGAAACGUCAGCUUUCCUGCUCCUCUGAUGUUGCUUGGCCUGCUGUGUUCUUCCAGCUCUCCACCUUGUUAUCUCUAUUUAAUUGCGAGGUAUGUGACAGAGCCUUUGUACAUUCAUCAAUGCUCGUCAGUCACCAAUGCAUUCACACUGUGGUGAAAUGGUUCAAGUGUGAGGUGUGCAACAAAAACUUUGGACAGUCAUCAGGCCUGGUGAAUCAUCGGCACAUUCAUACGGGGGAGAAACCAUUUACAUGCAAGAUGUGCAAUAAAUCAUUCUCAAAAUCAUCAGCUCUCCUUGCACACCAACUCAUUCACACAGGGGAGAAACCGUUCACAUAUGAGGUAUGCCUUAAAUUAUUCUCACAGUCAUCAUUCCUCCGCAUACACCAACGUGUUCACACAGGGGAGAAACCAUUCAGAUUUGAAUUGUGUGGCAAGUCAUUUGCAAAUUCAUCGUACCUUCGCGCACACCAGCACAUCCACGCCAGAGAGAGACCAUUCACUUGUGAUGUAUGUGACAAAUCAUUUUUGCAGUUAUCACACCUUCGUAUUCACCAGCGGAUGCAUACAGGAGAGAAACCAUUCAUGUGUGAAGUAUGCAACAAAUCAUUCUCAAAUUCAUUAACACUCCACAAACACCAAAACAUUGUCUGGGGCUUUGCCAUUCACAUGCAAUGUGUGUGACAAAUCAUUUUCGCAGUCAGGAAAUCUCCAUGCACAUGAACACAUCCAUCCUGGGGAGAAACCGUUUAAAUGUGAGGCAUGUGACAAAUCAUUCCUGCAGUCAUUGAAGCUCCUGCUGCAUCAGAGGGUUCACACAGGAGAGAAACCAUUCAGGUGCGAGGCGUGUGACAAGUCAUUUUCAGGGUCAUCAAAUCUCUGCAGGCACCAACGCAUUUCACACUGGGGAGAAACCCUUUGUGUGCAGACUGUGUGACAAAUCAUUCUUGAGGUCCUGGAAUCUCCUGCUCCACCAAAGGAUCCACACAAAGAGAGAAGCCAUUUGGGUGUGAUUCGUGUGACAAAUCAGUCUCGAUUUAACGGGUCUCCGAUUACACCAACAAAUUCACACUGGGGAGAAACCAUUUACAUGUGAGGUGUGUAACAAGUCAUUUCCGCAAUUAUCAAACCUCCACGUACACCAAUGUAUGCACACAAGGGAGAAACCAUUUAAGUGCAAGAUGUGUGAUAAAUCAUUCUCAGGGUCUUCAAAAUUCCUGCUCCACCGAGGUGUAAAAAUUCAUGUGCGAGGUUUGUAAUAAAGCUGAUGUAAUAUUUUACAACUUCCUGAGACACUACAGGAUUCUCAUAGGACAGAAUCUCUUUAGGUGUGACGCUUGUGACAAGACUUUCACACAGUCAGCAUAUCUCCUGCUCCUUCAAUACACACAGGAGCAAAUCUAUCAGGAUGUGUUCUGUUAAAACAAAUCCAUCACACAGUAGUGAGACCUGCUGGAACAUCAGUGAACCCACAUGAAGACUAGGAGCUUGAACCUCUAUUCAAGCUCACUGUACAGGAUGGUCAUUGGGGCACAGAGAAAGGAGCAGCUUUCACUCACAUCAAACAACUAGCAAUGUCAAAAGCAGUGCUGAAGUAGUUAUUUUUAUAUCAACCUGUUCAGACAUGAUUACGACACAUCUCUGGAGCAGGUGAAAUUUGAGAUCAGAUCUUCUAGCCCAGAAGUAGGGUCAUUACCACUGCACCACAAGACCCCCUUCCAGCACUGAGGUAUCAUGAUGUCAACAAUGGAGCCACCCUGCAGUGUGAUGUCAGUGACACAGGACUUGGAGCGACCCCCAGGCAGUGAGAGCAACCCGUUGUGUUUGUAUCCAGAGCAUUAACAUGCACUGAAUAACAAUGUGCACAGUUUGAGAAAGAGAACUUGGUUAUUAUCUUUGCUUGUGAACUUUUUAAACAGUACCUGUUUGUGAGAGAAAGUAAUGGCGGAAUCUGACCAGAAGUCAUUUCAAAGGAAACUUCACAAAUCACUUAUUUCUGCUUCAAAAUGUUUGCAAAUGAUGUUACUUAAGACUUGAACACUUUCAAAAUCAGAUAUGCACUACAAGUGCAGGGACAGAUGAAAUUGGAAAAGACGAGAAUAAUCUUCUUGAUGAAUUGUGUAUGUGAAAUAAAUUGCAAAUGAUAAUGUAUGUACUUUUUUCCUUUUGUUAUAAAAGGGAGAUAUUUGGAUAAAUACCCUUGUAGACUGAA